AUGUGUGGAAAAUGUUAUGCGAUAUUCGUCCGACAGAGCGCGCCACAGGCAUUCAUGUUGGUUGGGCGCGAUCGUGCGCAAAUGCGAACGAGUUUCGUAGUCGGUGCGCGACCGGCCGGCUGGUUUGUUUCGUGUGUUGUUACGUUGUGUUGUCAGUUCUCGGUGGCGAUCGGUGUUGACAAAAAAUCGACCCCAGAGCACGUGUCGGCCUUGUCAGGCUAUUUCUCAACGGAUGUGCGUAGACAAGCCAGAAGCAUCCAACAGAGUUGUCUUCGUUCCCAGUUCGAUCGUCGAUGUAAUCUUCUUUGCGACACGUCAGAGCCGUGAACAGUCCCGGAAGUGACAGGACAGACAGGAUACAGCCGCGACCACCGAUGGCGGCCGCGAGCUUUCCGCCAAACUUCUCGAACGUCGGCAUAUUGGAGAACUGGUAAGUGACUGUGUCACAGCUUGUCACGCUUUCGAAUUAUUACUAGAAGCCUCUUAAAGAGUCUCGAAAGCUUCGUUAAGAUUAGAGGUUGCCGCGUGACUGG
Messenger RNA from Frieseomelitta varia, 533 nucleotides. RefSeq lists its product as uncharacterized. The transcript has 3 exons. The record is from RefSeq and is a predicted model, not a curated record. Bases 1 to 327 code for a protein of 108 amino acids. NCBI's taxonomy places the organism in Eukaryota, Metazoa, Arthropoda, Insecta, Hymenoptera, Apidae.